CGAAGAAAAAUUAUUAUUUGGAGGAUUUAUUAUCGAAAAUUGAAGAAAUGAAAAAGGAGAAAAAUUGAUGUAAAGGGGGCUUUAACUGUAAUUGCUUUUAACGGUGAGUGAUUAUUGUUGAAAGGAUGAUAUCGUCAUGUCGGACAAUUUACUUUUGGAUCGAUCAGAAACUUGUUCGGCAAACAGGAGAAAUACUUUGAAAACUAAUCUUCACAUUGAAUCGCACGAGUGAAAACUCGAUAACACUAUUAACAAGCGAGUUACUUCAUGAGAAGCAGUUUCAGCGUGGAAGCAAGUAUAUUGUGUGCGAGAGCUAAAUUACAUCCGAACCGCAAAAGGACGAAAUAAUUUCUUGAUAUAAACUUUUAAAAAUUGGGGGAAAUAAUUGACAAAAUUUAUGUGCAACGCAUUUUAUUAAGUGAUGGUGUUCAAGAUUUGAGAUGAAGAUACAAAUUUGAUGAACCACAAUACAAUUCAACAGAAUGCUGAGAAAAAAAUGCAUCUUCUAGUCCCUAUCCUCCUGAAUUGCCUUCACGUUCUACGAAUCGUGCUCGGCCAGGAACUUUCAGUCACACGACAUGCAGAUGGAGAUAUUUUCACAAUUGAAGGAUCAUGUUCCAAGGCGUGUAAAAUAUUGAGCAGUGGAACAGCUAGUCCUGUUUUUCGCAAUCCUUCAAAUGCAAGAAUUUAUACUCCUGUCAGCUCGUGCUCAUGCCAGUGCAACGCUGAAGUUCCUGUAUUUCGAGAGGAUCUUCAUAUUUGUGUGAAUGAUAUUCACGAGUGCAAUGCAGCCGGAUUUAUGAACAGUUCGGGAAUUAUUGAGAGGGUGCCAUAUAUUUAUCUGCCUCAAAGAGGACAAAUUAUUUAUCCCCAGUCGGAAAUUCGUUUCGAAGGAGUCAAAUUUCCAGUUUGUGGUAUCACGGGAGCACAACAAUUAGGAAAAGGCGGUUGGAUCGAAUUGAGAAAUUUGUCGAGUUCUGAACCGCCGUUUAGACUCUUUCGAGAUGAAGGCAGAACUUUUCUUCAGUGGGUUGGAGAAACUGGACUCAGAGAAGCAACUGAGGGCAAAUUAGUUGUUGCAAAACUUAUCUGUAGAGACGCAUUUCCAAGAUCCACACAUCCUGAAGUUUUUACACCAUGUGUGGCAUUCCGCGUGUCAGGAUCUUCCUCGAAAAACAGUGUUCGAGAAGUAACGUUUUCUUCUAAUUUCAACAAGACGCAGGGUCUUUCGACAAUAGAAUAUACGGCCAUAGGAAUUUCUUCAAUUCUCUUAGCAUUAAUUUAUGUAGCAAGUGUAUCUCUUUAUCUGCACAGUAGAAAAUCGAGAAGAAAAUCGCCAGAGACACCAGAAGUCAUCGUAACAAGUGGAAGAGAUGGCGUUGGUCUUGUAAAAAAUAAUCCUCUACUCGCAGCCUCGAGGCAUUUUGAGAGCGAUAGUGCAUUGAGUGAGAGUGAUUUAGGCGAUGAUCUUCCUCCGAACGAUGGCGAACAAGGAUUCGAAAAUGUACACGUGACUUCGGCGCUGAUUCAUCCACAUUUCGAUUGUUCUGAAAUAAACGAAGGAAUCUGUGGCUCGGGUGCAAUUUUAGGUGAAAUAUUACCCGAAGAAGAUGUUAGAAUUGUGGAAACAUUCGACAGUACAUAUCAUCAAGACACGCCAGUUCUUCCUGGUGCUCAACGAAGAAAAUUGUACUUCAAUCCAGCGUAUUUUGACAGACAAUUAUUAUUGGCACCACCACCAGCAGCCGUUGAAUUUCUUUUAAAAAUCAGAGAAGUGAUUGCCAUCGCGAAGCAUAAAAUGAGUGCAAAAAAAUUCGUCCCCUCUCUUGGAAAUAUUCCGGAGGAGGACAACAUUUCCGAACAGUGCAGUUCGUCAAAUAAAAAAGCAAAUUCCACUCGAAAUUCAAUAGCAAAAUUGAGAAAAUCACAAAAAUGCUCUGGAUGUCCAGGUUGCUUGGAGUAUCGUCGAAAUUUCCCGACACUCUCGGAGAAUAUAAAACCAAUACCCGGCGAAAGUAGAGUGAGAGCUUGGCUGGAGGAUGUGAAAACACCGGAACGUCGUCUAAAAUACAACGAAGACGAUGGAAAAUUCUUCAAAGAAAAAUCAAGAGCAUUCACUCGCAAUUUAGAAUAUCUCGAGGAAAUAACAAACAAAUACGAAUUCAAAUCAAAUCUCUCCUCACAGUUUUUCUCCUCCUGGCGUGAUAAUCCACCAAUGCUCAAGACAUUCCGCAAUAUCGCUCGCAGUGAAAUUCUCGACAACGACGACAAAUUCAGCGUCUCUCAACGUUCAUCAAAAUCCAUGUUCGAAGAACCAAUAUUCGAUAGAUUUCAAAGAAAACUCCGCGACGGUUUCCCCUCAUUCGACAUUCAUCGAAACAACGAAAUCAACGCCAAAGUACGCAAAGCAAUCGAGAAUUCCUUCAUCAAACAAAUGGAGGAGAACACAAUUCUAGAGAAGAAACUAAUUCAAAAUAAAAAUGAAUCAGAGUUUAAAAAUACUUCCCAUAUCGAGAAUCUAGAGGAGAAAUCAGACCCGAUUCCACCUUGCAAGAAGCCCCGUAAACCAAAGGCUCCGACACCUCCAAAUUCUCAACAAAAAUUACCAGACACACUAAAGGAAUUCUCCGCCACAAAUACAGCGAAACGCAUCAUGGACGCCGUCAUCAAAGAAAUGGUCGACGUGAAAUCCCUCGAAACUUGUUUGAAACCCCCAAAUAUCGACGACUACGAAGUUGACAGUCUCGAGAGAUCGAAAUACAUCCGCAAAUCCUCAACAUCACCGGAAUCGAUCGAUCACUCAAGUCCCAGUCUAUCGUCCGCCCUGCCCAUGGAGGAGGAGCUAACAAUGCAGAACGCAAUCAUAAAUGCAAAAACCGGUGAGAUGACAAUUUCGAAACUGAAGAAGAAACUCAUUUCCCCAAAGGAGGAGUACGCCCUCGUGAGUGAAGUCUACGUGAACGAUGGCUAUACGAGUCCAAAUGGAAGUGACGACGAUUCAGGACCAGAAAUCCAGUACGAAUCCGAAAAUCCCGGACAUCUGACGAUAAAAGUUCAGGACUCGCCGACAAAUUAUGUGAAAUUGGACGAAUCGGAGUACGAACCCGAUACACUCGAUAGAAAACCAAUGAAACUGAAGAUCAAUGGCGAUGUUCAGUACGAAAAGGAAGUGACGAAUGAAAUAUUCGCCGAUUCACUGGAGAGACCAAAUCAAAUUCUCCUGAGAUCGAAGGGAAGUUUCAAGGAUGAGGACUCGAUAAAAAAUGGAAUUGCACCACUUCAUCGGGGCUAUGGGAGUCUGAGGGCGAUUUACGAGGCGCGACUCAAGAAUGAAAUUCCUGUGAACGGAACAGGAGCUGUGAAUCUGGAAAAAACACUUUCGUGGAAGAAGAAUAAAUAUUUAACGCCCGACAAUAGACACGCGAGGAGACAGAGAAAACCGCAGAAUCAACCGGACGUUGUUCCAAUGCCGCCUGAGGAGAUUUAUCAAUAUCCAAAAGCGCCGAGACGAGUCGAUGAGGGAUUAUUCUCAAAAAACGAUUGGGACAGGAGUUGUACCAAAACGGAGGACCCUACAGCUAGUGUUGGCGCUCCUGUCCCAAAUUUGGAUUCUUUAUUCGUAGGGACACGGGAAAAUUCCAAUAAUAAAUUUGAUGAAUCUUCUUUUGUUUCGAAUAUUAAUUGUAAUGGUGAGGGGGGAAGUAUUUUGACGAAUUUUGCAGAAGGUGAGAGGAGAAAUUCUAAAGAGGAGGAGAAAAAUGUUUGUGCCUCGAAUUUGUCUUCAUUGUAUGGAAAUGAUUUGAUGACGAAGGGACGAUCUUCUAGUCGAAAUCAGAAGAAUGAACGAAUUAAUCUCAUUCCGUGUCGAAUGAGAAAUUUUGUUCAUUCGGCUGAUCGGGUUUAUUCGAAAUCAUCAAAUGCUACACGAAAGGGAAAGGCGCAGAAAAAAGCGCUUUAUAUCAAUCCUGCUCUGUACAAAAUGGAGGAUAGCGGAUAUCUGAGUAGCACCGACAGCAAUGGAUCUCGUAAGCAAUUAUUGGCGAACGACGUGAGCAGUGUCUCGGAAACUGAUGAAACUGAGUCGCAAGGCGAUGGGGCCAGUGAAAGUGGAGCCGAGAGCGUUGGAACUGAUAGUGUCUUUUUUGGAAAUUUUCGUAAACUCUCUGAGACGUCGAAUUUUUCGAAAAGCAUUGACUCUGGCGUUGAUGUUGAAGUGCGAAAUCCUUUCUUUCAGCCAUUUGGAAUAAGAAAUGAAGGUGGUGUUCUUGAGAGAAUAGCAAUGAAUACCAGCGAAAGCGAAGCCGAGAGCUUUGACACUGUCUUAAGUCCAGGCAGCAGUAAACGAAGGAAUUUUACCUCUUGACUGCGAAAAUAAUUUAUUAUAGGUAUAAAAAAUGUUUGGAAAAUUUUUCUAUUAGUUUAUUUUAACAUGAAUAACGUUUUUUUGGGAAAAAAAUCAC
Molecule: messenger RNA, 4460 nt
Organism: Leptopilina heterotoma
Lineage: Eukaryota; Metazoa; Arthropoda; Insecta; Hymenoptera; Figitidae
Gene: sha
Exons: 12
Coding region: 458-4363 (1301 amino acids)
Biological process (GO): imaginal disc-derived wing hair organization
Cellular component (GO): cell cortex
Source: RefSeq, a predicted model, not a curated record